GGGAGAGAGUGUGAGAUCCAUCGGAAGUGCGAGGAGUCCCGGGGCAGUCAUGGCAGGGUGCCCCCGUCGACAGGUGCUGCUGCUGCUGCUGUUCCUGACGCUGGCCGUGGUGUUGAUGAGCAGUGAAGGCGCCCGAUCAAGAAAGAGGAAGAAGAGAGAAUGGAUCAUCCCUCCAUCCAAACUGAAGGAGAACACGGACUACUCACACAAAGAGUACAUCGCAAAGAUCCGCUCCGAUAAGGACAAAGCGGCAAAGGUGGAGUACUUCCUGACGGGUGCGGGGGCAGACAAACCUCCAUUUAACCUGUUUGUGGUGGAUCAUGACACUGGCUUCGUGCGAUGCACUAGUAAACUGGACCGAGAAAAGUUCCCCUCCUACAAUCUGACGGGGGUGGCUAAGUUUGUGAACGGGACCGUUGCCGAGGACGACAUCCCACUCACAGUCACGGUCCUGGAUGAAAAUGACAAUCCGCCAAAAUUUGAGCUGCACAGAGGAAACGUCUCAGAAUCUAGUGAAAAGGGGACGCUGGUCAUGAGAGUCCAGGGUAAAGAUGACGAUGAGGAAGGGACCAUAAACUCUGAACUGCACUACACCAUCAUCGGCCAAGAGCCGCCUGGGGAGUUCAUGUUCCGCGUAGACUCCAAGACUGGAGACCUGUACGUCAAAGAGCCCACACUGGACAGAGAGACGUACAGCUUUUACAAGCUGGUGAUCGAGGUCAAGGACAUGGGAGGAGCUCCGGGUGGGCUCGUAGGCACCGGUACAGUGGAGAUCCAAAUCCUAGACAUCAACGACAACGUCCCCACUCUGGAGAAGUCCGGGUAUACAGGCUCGGUGGAUGAGAAUGUAGAGAAUGUGGAGGUGAUGAGGAUCAAAGCCAUAGACAAGGACCUGAUACACACUGACAACUGGCUCGCCGUCUUCCACAUCGUCAAGGGCAACGAGGACAAACUCUUCACCAUCGAAACAGACAAGGAGACCAACGAAGGCAUCCUCAAACUCGUCAAGGCUGUGGAUUUUGAAGAGGUCCAGAAUCUGGAUUUGGAUCUGUUGAUUAAGAACGUGGCUCCAUUUGUGAAGGGAAAAGCUAUCUUGAUGGACGUGGACGUGACAGUGGGAGAGGGCGGAGACGGAGGCGGAGCAGGGGCAGGGGCAGGGCUGGGAGCAGACCUGGGUUUGGACAUGGACAUGGGAGUGGACCUAGGAUUGGACAUGGGGCUUAACGCUGGAGUAGACGCUGGGUUAGACGCGGACUUGGACGCAGACUUGGACGCAGACUUGGAUGCAGACUUGGACGCAGACUUGGAUGCCGAGCUGGGCGUGGAUCUUGGGUUGGAUGCCGGACUUCACCCGGAGCUUGGGGGUGGUCUUCAUCCUGCAGGAAAACCAGGACCAAAACCAGGAGGAGGGCCAGCAGGCGGGCCAGCAGGCGGAGCACCGGGACCAGGCCUCGGAGCAAGCGUUGGCGUCGGACUGCACCCAGAAGGUCAUUUGGGACCCCACGGACCCGGCAAGAAACCAAGGCCAAAGAAAAAAAGGCCUAAGAAACCUAAGGAACCCAGCUAUCCCAUCCACAUUUCCGUGAACAAUCUGCCAGAGGGACCAGAGUUUGUGCCAGAGACCAAAGAGGUGCCAAUAUCAGAGGAUCCUGAAAAAAGCUUGGAAGAUGUUAUCACAACGUACGCUGCCAUUGAUCCCGAUACUGGAAAGGUUGCAGAAGAUGUCAAUUAUGCCAAAGCUUACGAUCCUGACAACUGGAUUACUGUAGACGAAGAAACAGCAGAAAUACGACUAAACAAAGUGCCAGAUCGAGAGUCGAAAUUUGUCAACGGCACACACUACAUCGCCAAGGUCCUGGCCAUCACAAAAGACAUGCCUUCAAAGACUGCCACAGGAACUAUAGCCAUCAAAGUCCUGGAUGCCAACGACCAUUGUCCCAAACUGAAGACACUCUAUGAGCCCAUCUGCGCUGACAAAAAGACUGUCAUUGUCUUCGCAGAGGAUGAAGACGUGGACCCCAAUGGACCUCCCUUCACCUUUAAGAUCAACCCUGAAAACACACGCGGCCCGUGGGAGGUGGAAAGUCUUAGUGAUACCUCAGCAGCCCUUCACUCUCAGGAGAUGCUUUGGCGGGGCAUAUAUGAGAUCGAGGUGGUUGUUUACGACGCCCAGGGUAAGGCCUGCCCCGUUCCGGAGGAGUUCACUGUGGAAGUAUGCGAGUGUAAAGGCAAGGAGGACGCCACCUGUGGCAUCAAAGUGGCCACAACCAGUGACCGCGCCGUGGACUUCGCUGGUCCUGCUGUUUCCCUCUUGCUCGUGGCUGUUUGUAUGCUGCUCUUUGUCCCUUGUCUGUUGGUCUUCUGUCAGUGUGGAGGGCCUAACGUGAUAUUCGCCGACAAAUUCCAAGAACUGCCAUGUGAUAUCGAUUGUAAGGAGCACCUCAUUGCCUAUCACACAGAAGGCAGAGGAGAUGAUAAGGAGGUACCACUUUACAGCGCUCCGAUAGUUAUCGGCCACCAAACACUACAAGAGAGUGGAAUAACCAACAAAAUCAAAGAGAUCAUAACAACGAGAAACGAGUUCAAUGAGUCCUUUGUAAAUAUAAAUAGUGAAGGCAAAAUGGUGAUGGACGAAGAAACCCACAAAAAAUUCAACGAGAAAUACAUGCAUGCAUUGUCUAUCCAUGGACAAAGGGCAAUAUAUGACCAUCAGACUUCACUGUUUGAGAACAUCGCUCUCCCUGAUGCUUUCCUGGAAGAGUACUACACACAGAAAUCUGCCCAGACUAUUACUGGAAAGGAUGCCCUGUUGGUGUAUGAUGAUGAGGGCCGGGCUUCUCCUGCCGGGUCGGUGGGAUGCUGUAGCCUCCUGGAGAACGAGAAUGACCUAGAGUUCCUUGACGAUUUGGGACCAAAGUUCAGAAUCCUUGCAGACAUCUGCUCACCAACACCACUCCCUCAGCCAGAAUUGACAUUCAAGGGUGUUGUCAAGACGGAGGUUAAGAAGAAAUUUGUUGAACCGGUUGUUAUUCCCAAAGUUGAGAAGAUUAUUGAGAAACAUACUGAUGUGAAAACAGAAAAGGUGACUAACAUCUCAAAGUCAAGUGUUACCAAUGUUAGCCAACCACCACAGCCUUCACUGACUCUUCCACGUUCACAGGUGACUAAUGUAGCAUCCAACAUCAACCAAACAUCUAACAUAAACAGUUCAUCCAAAAUUAGCACGUCUAAUGUUAGCCACAUAGCUACUCUGCCACGUGCUCCUCCAACUAUACUAGUCCAACAGCCACAACUUUUCUAUGCUGCCAGUCCUAUGCCAAUGCCCGUACAGUACAUAAUGCAGCCAUCAUUGUCGAAUACCGUCCUGGUGGCGGAAGGUGGAGCUAACACAAAACUGCCUGGUUAUAUUGUAAUGGGUGGUCCACAGAUUGCUGGUCAGGCAGGCAGUGUGACCCAGUCAUCCACUCACAUCCUUAAGAGUUCAGGGGUCAGUGGAGGCUUUGCAAGUGGUUCUCUUACCUCUGCAAGUCCACUUAGUCCCACAGUAUUUUUCCCUGGAAGUCCUACCACUGCAACAGCCAGCCCUUCAAGUCCGACCAUUUUGCUUUCAGGGAGCCCAGGUUCCCCAGGCAUUGUUGGAAUGGAGGGCUUUAAGAUAAUCGGUCCCAACCCAGAAGGCCACUAUAUGCUGGUCAAGGACACUAUUAAAUCUACUUCGAGUGAAACAGACAGUUCUAACCCAGGCUCGCCUGAGGGUACUUCACCCAAAGGUGCUGUCCUGAAGAAAGAGGCUGCUCCUCCUCAGGGGGUCCUAGGCCACGCAGCCCAUCCCAGUGUCAUCGGUGUGAUGCCGGGACACCCUUUGACUAGCAUUAGGGGGUUAGCAACAGUAAACAAACCAUUGGGGGGGGCUUGGGUUGUGCAGCCGCAGCACAUAGGAUUAGCACCAGUACGGGUUUUGGGGGUGGGGCCCGGGGCACCUCAAAAUGCAGGGGUAAAUAUAAUUCAAAGUAGUGCUCCAUUGGUACAAACACAAGCUGCAAAUAUUCCUAAAGAAUCAGAACAAGACAUAGGUGGACAAAGCUUUUCAAAAACAUUAACAAAAAGAGGCAAAACCGUUCCCAAGAAUUUACAUAUCAACAAAAAUGUAACAGAAGGUGUAAAAGAGGACAAUAUUCUGAAUGCAGUACCUACACCACAUGUACAGCUUAAGUCACCCACCUCUCCACUUGAAACUAUUAUAGAAAUAACAACUGAUCCUACUAUUGAGCAGCCAAUACAAAUACCCGAACCUCAAAUAGUGCUUCAGAAUAAUUCAGAGCUCUCAGACAAAACAGAAGAUAGCCCAAAUGUAGUUGAACCUGCAAUUGCAACAGAAGCUAGCUUAUUAGAGGUGUCAAAAGAUAUUACUGGCCUGGAAGACACCAUUUCAACCAGCCAGGAUGUUGAAGUUUCAAUUGAAUCAGUUAUAGACACUGUAUCCACAAAUGACCCAGCAGAACCUAAAAAUGACCAAAAAGAUGCAGAGUUGGUUGACGAUGUUUUUGAAAUUAUUGAAGACACGGCCAAAGAAGUAUCUAGCUCUAAUGGAACUGUGGAGGAAGAUACUUUAGUGGACCAAAAUACUGAUAUCUCAAUUAACAUCGAAGAGGAGGUUGCUGCUGAAAUAACAUCUUCCACAGAGAAGGAAGAAGAGGAAAUGCCUCAAGAUGAAGACAACAUAGCAGUUGAUGAGGUUCAGGCGAAAGAUCCAGAAGUUGUUGUUGAAGAAAGCCAAAUGGACCAAGAUGUUGUUGAAGAAAGUCAAACAGACAAACCUAACCUUGAUUUUAAUGCAACUUUGGAGGAAGACACAACUUUAUUGGACCAAAAUGCUGAUAUCUCAACUCACCUAGAAGAGGAGGUUGCCGUUGAAAUUGCACCUUCCACAGAAAAAGAAGAAAAGGAAAUGCCUCAAGAUGAACAAAAGGAAGCAAAUGAUGAGGUUCAGGAGAAAGAUCCAGAAGUUGUUGAAGAAAGUCAAAUAGAAGAACCGAACCUUGAACCUGAAGAUGCCAACAUACAUGACCAGGAGGUAGAAGACCCAGCUGAAAUUGAACUUGAAGAGCAAAUUCCUUCAGAAGCUGAAGAACUGGAAGAAGAUUCUACAUUUUUGGACAAUGAAAAUCUUUGUCAAGAAAGCAAUGUGAACCAAAAUCUUGAAACUGUUGAAGAUUCAGCAGAGGAAAAUGAGCAAAAUACAGAAAUGGUUGCAGAUACAGAGGAGCCUUUGGGAAAUGAGUCGGAGGAAAGUGUUGAGAACCCACCAGAAGAAGAUUCAGCCAUAGAACUUGACGAACAACGUGAACCUUUGACAGAUAAAGUGAAUACAGAGGAAAUGCAUGACCAAGAUCUUGACACUUCUGAAGACUUAGCUGAAGAAACAGAAAUUGACACAUCUCCAAUUGCUGAUGACGAAGCUGAACAACCUGCAAAGUCACCAGUACAGAAGUUGAUUCCUGACACCAUCGCAGAGGAAGCUGAAGCUGGUUUAGAAUCUGAUCAAGAGCAGAAUGAGACGACAUCAGAAGACACUGAAAAAGAUGAAGAAACACCAGCUGAGGAUCAAGAUUUGAAAGAUUUAAACACUGACCCCAUAGCAGACACUGAAGAGAAGGAUGAGGAUGUCCAGCAACCUGACGAAGCUGUAGAAGAUACAGUGUCAUCUGAAGAGCAACCAAGCCAACAAGAAGAUCAACCGAUGACAACAGAUGAGGAGCAAGAGACACCCAUGAAUGAAGAUCUUGUUAGCUCAGAUGUUGAAGUAGAUGAGCAAAUUACACCAGUAAAAGAAUUGGCUUGCGAAACGGAAGAAGAAAUAUCAGCAGAAAUUCUUCCAGACGAUACUACUGCAGAAACUACAGAUGAACAGCAAGAUUCUGAACAAGAUGAAGACAUUGCUGAAAGUCAAAUUGAUGAACCAGACUCAAAUGAAGGUGAACAAGAGGUAGAAGAGCAAACAGAAGAUAAUAUAGAGGAAACUCCUGAUUUGGAGUUAAAAGAAGAAGAUAAUUCACAUUUGGGUGAUGAUCUCGGUGAUCAAAAUGAUUCCAAUUCAAGUGUGCAGCCAGAAGAUGUAGAUGUUGUUACUGAAGAUGUUUGUCCAUCUGUGGAAGAGACAGAAGAUACUGGAUUGGAUGAAGAAGAGCUAAGGGAUGAGGUAGCCAUCUUGGAGGAAGAAGUGCCUUCUGAACGGAAAGAAGCUGACACUGAAGACACAGAUGACAAAACAGAUUCAUUGUUGAAUGAAGAGCAUGUGACAACACCAGAGGAAGAUGACAAAGAUUCAGAGUCACUAAUGGAGGAUCAAGAUUGCAGUUUGGAAGAUCCUGAACCUGUAGCAGACAUCGAAGAGAAUGAUCAGAAUAACAGUGAAAUUGAACCAGCAGCCAUACAAGAAAUAUCCAUCAGAGGAUCUAGAGGAAAAAGAUCCAGAAGAGGCUGA
Messenger RNA from Boleophthalmus pectinirostris (great blue-spotted mudskipper), 6484 nucleotides. RefSeq lists its product as uncharacterized. The record is from RefSeq and is a predicted model, not a curated record. The transcript has 14 exons. Bases 50 to 6484 code for a protein of 2144 amino acids. Gene Ontology annotation, molecular function: calcium ion binding. Gene Ontology annotation, biological process: homophilic cell-cell adhesion. Lineage: Eukaryota; Metazoa; Chordata; Actinopteri; Gobiiformes; Gobiidae. Gene Ontology annotation, cellular component: desmosome; plasma membrane.